Molecule: messenger RNA, 1437 nt
Organism: Pungitius pungitius (ninespine stickleback)
Lineage: Eukaryota; Metazoa; Chordata; Actinopteri; Perciformes; Gasterosteidae
Gene: sdr42e1
Product: short chain dehydrogenase/reductase family 42E, member 1
Exons: 2
Coding region: 23-1186 (387 amino acids)
Biological process (GO): steroid biosynthetic process
Molecular function (GO): 3-beta-hydroxy-Delta5-steroid dehydrogenase (NAD+) activity
Source: RefSeq, a predicted model, not a curated record
UUCAGCGAUUUGUCCACCUGCAAUGGAACGUGCACGCGCGGACACGCUUGUGAUAACUGGUGGAUGUGGUUAUUUGGGCUACCGCCUGGCAUGUUCCGUCCACACAAAAGGAGCCAAGAUCAUUCUUUUUGACACAGUUCCUCCUCCAAAUGAAGAGAUGCCGGAGGACUUUACGUUUGUUAAAGGGGACAUACGGGAGUAUGCACAAGUCGAGGAGGCUGUCGCUGGCGCCGACUGUGUGUUCCACAUUGCCUCCUACGGCAUGUCCGGCAGAGAGCAGCUGAACCGCCAUCUGAUUGAAGCGGUGAAUGUCCGAGGCACAGAGAACGUCCUGAGGGCCUGCGUCGAGCAUGGAGUGUCCAGGCUGGUUUACACCAGCACCUUCAACGUGGUGUUUGGAGGCCAAGAGAUAGAGAACGGGGAUGAAAGCCUCCCUUAUCUACCUCUCCAUCUCCAUCCGGACCACUACUCCAGAACAAAGGCGCUGGCGGAGAUGGCAGUGCUGAAAGCCGACGGCACGGCACUGAAGGACGGCUCCGGGGUGCUGAGAUGUUGUGCGCUGCGUCCUGCAGGAAUCUACGGGCCCGGCGAGCAGAGGCACCUGCCCAGGAUAGUUGGCUACAUAGAGAAGGGCAUCUUCAGGUUUGUUUACGGUGACCCCAGCAGCCUGGUGGAGUUUGUCCAUGUGGACAACCUAGUCUCGGCACACAAGCUGGCCGCCGAGGCGCUGACCUCAGAGAAGCAGCACCGCUCUGCUGGCCAGGCCUACUUCAUCUCAGACGGAAGGCCUGUCAAUAAUUUUGAAUUCUUCCGACCUCUGGUAGAGGGCUUGGGCUAUCCUUUCCCCAAACUGCGCCUUCCUGUCUCUCUCGUCUACUUUGUGGCCUUUCUCACAGAAAUGAUCCACCACCUCAUUGGGCCCUUCUAUAACUUCCAGCCGCUGUUGACGCGCACAGAGGUGUAUAAGACUGGCGUGACGCACUACUUCAGCAUGGCUAAGGCCGAGGCGGAGCUCGGUUAUGAGCCCCAGGAGUACGACCUGGAUGAGGUGGUUCAAUGGUUCAGAAGCAGAGGCCAUGGGAGAAAAUCUCACAGCUCCGCCCUCAGUCGAUGGCUUUUAGACAUCCUGUUUGUUUCUGCCUUUGUUGCCGUGGCUCUCUCUUUUCUUCCAUUUGUUGGCAGUUGAAAGACAGCUAAAGCAAAAAUGACAGAUUUUUAUAAAAUGACGAAAAAACAGUAUACCCCCCCCCCCCGCUUUUUAUACUGUAAUAUCCAUAAUUUAUAAUAAUAAGCUAAUUCUGUUUUGAUUUCAUAUUGGACAGUAUGUGUCAAAUGCUACCCAUUUUUUUUUACAAAAUACCCUAACACAGACAUGCAUUUUUGGAGUUGUGAUAUGCUGACGAAUGAUUGAUCUGAAACCUGCAAUAAAUAAACAAU